AGUAGUGGUAUUAUUACUUAAGUUGUGUAGGUGGUGUUACUCCUCUUAUAAUGGUGGUGGUGGUGUUAUCUUGUGGUGAUGAGGGUCGUGAUGGUGAUGGUGGUGGGGGGUGGGGAGUUUCUUAGUAGUGGUGUUAUUACUUAGUGUUUGGUUAGGUGGUGUUACUCCUCUUACAAUGGUGGUAGUGGUGAUGAGGGUCGUGAUGGUGAUGGUGGUGGGGGUUGGGGAGUUUCUUAGUAGUGGUGUUAUUACUUAGUGUUUGUUUAGGUGGUGUUACUCCUCUUACAAUGGUGGUAGUGGUGAUGAGGGUCGUGGAGGUGGUGAGGCGGUUAUGCUUGGAAGGAACACCCGCGGAAGGCCGAGAGACCGUUCGUAGCCACUCGACUGUAGUGGCCGCAUUACGCAAGCUAGGAUCUCCUCCCUCCCUCCCUCACUCACAGUCUUCAUCCCUCCCCCUUUCUCAUUUUCUCAUCCGUCUUUCUCUUCCUCCCUCAGUCUGUCCCGUCUUUCAUCCUUACUCUCUCCUCAUCUAUCCUUCUCUCCCUUACUCUCCUCAUCCCUUCUUCUUUCUCUCAUUCAUCCUUGUCCUUCAGCAUACACUUCUUCCCCUUCCCCUUCUCUCUCCCUCCCUCACUCUCCUCCUCCAUCCUAUUUUCCCUCUUAUCCGUCCUUCCCUUCCUCCCUCGUUUUGUACCCUUCUGUCCCUUCUUUCAUCCUUAUACCAUUUUAUUCCUCCCUCAUUCUCUCAUCCAUUCUUCAUCCUUCUUUCCCUCUGUGCACCCUUCUCUUUUUCAUCCAUACUUUCUCUCUUCGUCCCUCACUUUCUCUGUCCAUCCCUCCCUUAUGUUCCCUCUUUCAUCCUUCACUUUCGUCAUUCUUCUCUCCCCUCUUCCCUCUCACCCAUCCUUUCCUCCAUUUCCUUCCCAUCAUCUUCCCCUCCUUCUUUGUCUCUUAUCAGUUUGGGGUCCCUGCAUGUCUAUCUCCUUCCUUCCCUCCUUCCUUCCCUCCCUCUCUUUACAUCCUUUCUUCCUCUCUCCUCACCGUCCAUCCUUCCUUCCUUUUAUCCACUUCUGCCUUACUCUGCUUCCUUCCUUCCUUUCUCUCUCCCCAGUCCGUCCUUCCUUCCUUCCUGCCUUCCGGAGCCUCGUGUCGCCCCGUGUUUUGUCCUUGCGCUGGAGGAGGAGGAGGAGGAGGAGGUGAGGUGAGGUUGGGGUGAGGGCCUCGAGGCAGGAGUCUCAGGUAUCCACCACCACAAGUGCCUCCUCCUCCUCCUCCUCUUUCCCCUCCUCCAUCUCCCUCCUUUCCCUUCCGUGACGUAAAUACCAACUCCCCAUCGCCUCCUCCUCCUCCUCCUCCACCUUCUGCUCUUUCGCCAGGGCUGCCAGGGCCAAGGACGUCGUCGAAGGAAACUACACACACACACACACACACACACACACACACACACACAUACACACAUACCCACACCUAUCCCUGUCCGCCCUCGCCGCCGCGCCCUCCCCUCGCCACCUCUUGACUUCUCCCUUCUUUGUGUGAGUGAGGCAGGUCCCCAGGUCUCCGCUUCCUCCCUCUUUCCCUCCUUUCUUCCUUCGUCUCUUCCGUUUUCCUUCCCUUCCUCCAAAAUGUACCUCCUUCCAUUCUCCCUUCUUUCUCCAUCUAUCGUCAUUAUGUCUACUGUCGAGUGACCUCCUCCUCUUCUUCCUCCUCCUGCUGCUGCUGCUGCUGCUGCUGCUGCUGCUGCUGCUGCUUAAUCACUCUGGCAGGCUUUUUGCAGGCUGUUUCUCCAUGUUUCCGUGCUUCCUUCUGCUGUCCUCUUCCGCCCCAGCAGGUGUAUCACCACUUUUUGGCCUACUACUACUACUACUACUGCUGCUGCUGCUGCUGCUGCUACUACUACUACUACUACUACUACUACUACUACUACUACUACUACUACUACUACUACUACUAUUGUUACUGUUGCUGCUUUAGUACAGAACAAACAUACAGGCCACUGCUCUCUCUCUCUCUCUCUCUCUCUCUCUCUCUCUCUCUCUCUCUCUCUCUCUCUCUCCCUCUCUCUCUCUCUCUCUCUCUCUCUCUCCCGCCCCCCCAAACCCUCUCCUUUAAGCCCCGGCACCCACACGAGGCGUCCAUACUCGCCUAGUUAGAACCCCCGAACUUUAACUUCGAGAAAGCGGCUGAACGUACCGGCGGAUAGAGAGAGAGAGAGAGAGAGAGAGAGAGAGAGAGAGAGAGAAAGAGAGAGAGAGCACCACUACAUCAGGUCUCCCCCUCCUCCUCCUCCUCCUCUCGGCAAGGGCAGGAACCUCUAUGGUCUGGUGGAGAUAAUUCACGAGAGAGAGGGGGGGGGGGGGGGGAUAAGGUCCUGGACAGGUUUCCGGUGAGCCAGGCGGAGGGUCAAGUGUUGUUGGGGCAGGAGGGCCAG
This is a messenger RNA of Eriocheir sinensis (Chinese mitten crab), 2428 nucleotides long. RefSeq lists its product as uncharacterized. The transcript has 2 exons. The record is from RefSeq and is a predicted model, not a curated record. Lineage: Eukaryota; Metazoa; Arthropoda; Malacostraca; Decapoda; Varunidae. Bases 288 to 1205 code for a protein of 305 amino acids.